Messenger RNA from Haliotis rubra (blacklip abalone), 1731 nucleotides. RefSeq names its product failed axon connections homolog. The transcript is spliced from 4 exons. Lineage: Eukaryota; Metazoa; Mollusca; Gastropoda; Lepetellida; Haliotidae. The record is from RefSeq and is a predicted model, not a curated record. Gene Ontology annotation, cellular component: cytoplasm. The coding region runs from base 731 to 1303 and encodes 190 amino acids.
AAGUUUUUAAAAGCCGAGGCAGUAUAUCUGCGGUGAAAAUAUUAUCUUCGCACAACCGCUAAAUGCCUCCCAGAAUGUUCCAUACUAUGGUCUAUGCUAUUCCAGGGUUUUACAUCUGACUAUUCCAAACCACUGCUACAUUAUACAGUAAUAUGUUCAGACAAAUUCUAUGGUUAAAACAUGAUGUUAUGAACGGGUUACGGAGAAAACGGACCCCAGCGGAAACGGACCCCAAAAAUCGAGAAAACGGCCACCGCGAUGCAGAGAAUGGCCUCCGAACCUAGAGAAAACGGCCAACAUAGUUGCACGAAGAUCAAAGGAGAUUAUAUGAUUAUAUAUAUCCUCAAUAAUAGAGAUUUACUUCAUUGCGAAUAAGCUUUUAAAAACUGAUUGAUUUGGUUGGGUUUUUAUAUUCGAUAUCCAUAGCGGUUUAGACAAGUCUUGUCUAGGGAUCCGAGAUUCGCCGUGAAUUGUUUCUGAUGAAGACCAGAAACCUUGGGUAGUUGGUUUGAAUGAAAUAUUAUGAACCUUAGCGAAAACACAGCACAAAACCUCCCUGGUUUUCAGCGACGAGAUAGGGGCCUAAGAACAGACUUUCUACCCUACUAAACUGAAGACGUCAUAAGAGUGAUACACUGUUCAAAGUCACGUAAAACAUCACGCACUCAUCAAAGACACAUUACAGAACGACUUCAGCGUGACACAGUCGUCCAAAGGCAAAAUCCCCUGGAUGAAAUACGACGGAGAGGCUGUAGAAGACUCCCAGUUCUGUGUGGAGUAUCUGAACCGGAAGUUAAACAUUAACCUAAACAGUCACCUGACCGAAGAACAACGAGCUAUUGCGCAUGCGUUUAGGAAGAUGGCGGAAGAGAACCUGUACUGGUGUAUGGGGAUGGCUAGAAUUGAAAAUAUGGAGUUUAUGACAAGUAUGCCUGGAAAUAGAUUCAACAAACUAUUUAUUUGGUAUGGUAUACGCGUGUAUCGGAACCAAAUGAAAGCUCACGGAAUCGGACGACACUCCCAUGAAGAAAUCCUGCAUAUUAUGGAGGGUGAUUUGAGAUCACUGUCAGUCUACCUAGGAGAUAAGAAGUUCUUUUUCGGCGAUCAACCAUGUGAGACAGAUGCUGCUUUGUUUGGACAGUUGUCGCAGAUUUACUGGCAGUGUCCAGGAAGCAAAGGGGAACAACUCUUGAACGAAAAGUUCACAAAUCUGGUGGAGUAUUGCGAACGAAUGAAGGCGGCAUUUUGGCCGGACUGGGAGGACUGCAUCACGGUGGAAGGAACUAAAACUGCAACAAAAUGACACGAGAACUUAUUAAAUGGUCCUGAUGAACGUCAGUUGUUAAACCGGAAGUUAAUGAUGGUUCACGUUGCAUGAUCCUAACGUCGUUGUAAUCCUCUGAAGAAAAGAUGUCAGUCCAAAUAAAGAAUGCAUGAAGAUACCACACCAAACUAGAAUGCACACUAAACUGAUGUAAAUGACGUUUAUUGAUGAUGAAUAUUGUGACGUCAUUAUUUUGAGUAAAGGUGAUUAUUUGCCAAAGCAUGAUUUGUUUAGAAGUGUGAGACAUGACGUUGACAUUCAUCAUCUGAUUCAACCUUAAACCUCAGGAUGCGGUAGCAGCGUGGUUAAAGCGUUGACUCACCAUGCCGGAGGUCCGGGUUUGAUUCCCAACAUGGGGAAAUAUGUCCAAUAUGUUACCAGAAAGGUGUAAAUAAAUACGUGAUAUC